CAGGUUGAGCUUACACGAUACAGAAGAAACUGGUUCAACGCACGCCCCGGACGAUGCGGUGAUGAGCAGCGUCAGCAUGAGCGCCUUAUACGCCAGCGCGAUCUUAUGGUACAUUGAUCAACAAUGCCUGAACGUCGGCGAUGAAGCUUGGGUGGUGCUCGCAGGCAGACGAUCGCCUGAUCUGCAGGGGGAAACCACAGCGUAUCCCGCGAUACGUAUGGGGGAUUUGCGGGGCCUGGCGGAGCUGGACGUCAACGCUGCAAACGACGUGUUCCACCGGUUUCUGGGCCGCAGUGGAGAGUACUACCGCGAAGGGGCAAGCCCAACUCCUCGUGGGUACCUUCUGACGAUAUUUGCGGCCAUCGCAGGACUGUUCGCCCUGGGGGUCUACUGCUACUAGCGAUGACGAUCGAACCGCAACCGGGAGCUGGAAAGCGCUCAGUAUUGACGCCUUAGAAAUGUGUUAGACAGUAUGAAGGGGAAA
Trametes versicolor FP-101664 SS1 is the source of this 484-nucleotide messenger RNA. RefSeq lists its product as uncharacterized. The coding region runs from base 62 to 400 and encodes 112 amino acids. The record is from RefSeq and is a predicted model, not a curated record. Lineage: Eukaryota; Fungi; Basidiomycota; Agaricomycetes; Polyporales; Polyporaceae. The transcript is spliced from 5 exons.